AUGUCGUCCAAGUCCGGUAUUAACGUCCUCCGGUAUUCCGUCCUCGGUCUGGGCGUCUUUUACGGUUUUUCCCACCAACGGAGCAUCAACUCGGCGCAGAAGGCGGCGGAGGCGCAGCGCGAGUAUGAGCACAAGCAGCAGUUAAUAAACAAGGCCAAGGACGCCUACGCCAAGUCGAAGCAGCAGACCAGCGGCGCCAGCGCGCCCGCCUCAUCAGCGGCGAGCCAAGACCUGACGUCGCCCAACUUCGACCUCGAGGCCUUGAUCGAGGGAAUAAUGAACCAAAAAUAA
Molecule: messenger RNA, 291 nt
Organism: Chaetomium globosum CBS 148.51
Lineage: Eukaryota; Fungi; Ascomycota; Sordariomycetes; Sordariales; Chaetomiaceae
Exons: 3
Coding region: 1-291 (96 amino acids)
Biological process (GO): proton motive force-driven ATP synthesis
Molecular function (GO): proton transmembrane transporter activity
Source: RefSeq, a predicted model, not a curated record